Acytostelium subglobosum LB1 is the source of this 891-nucleotide messenger RNA. RefSeq lists its product as hypothetical. Gene Ontology annotation, molecular function: transmembrane monodehydroascorbate reductase activity. The transcript has a single exon. The record is from RefSeq and is a predicted model, not a curated record. Lineage: Eukaryota; Evosea; Eumycetozoa; Acytosteliales; Acytosteliaceae. The coding region runs from base 1 to 891 and encodes 296 amino acids.
AUGGUCGAUGCUGACUUUGUAAUAGCAACAUUCGAUGGACCAAAUAAUAAUGUCACUGUCACAGACAUGGUGUCCAAGCCAGGCGGCGGCCCACCCCCCACACCCGACACCAGCAUCCUGGUCAACGGAACCGACGACAUCCUGUCCUACUCUGGCUACCAAACCUCUGACUACUCCUUCUUUAUCUUUACCCGCAAGUUGGUCACUGGCGACUUGGCCGGAGAUCGUGAUAUUGUCGUUGGAUCUGCUGGCCUCGACCUGAUCUGGGCACAUGGCACAGACAACCAGUUUGGCUUCCAUGGCCAGGGCAACGCUGGCCGUGUCACCGUCCAGUUGUCCGGCGGCAGCGGCUCGACAUCCUCGCCACAAUGGUACGGAUACCAUGUCGGCUUCAUGUUCUUCACAUUUGGCGUGUUGAUGCCUUUUGGCAUCUUCAUCGCGCGCUUCCUAAAGAAGUCCCACAUGUGGUGGUUCCCCUUGCACAUCCUGGUGCAGUGCACUGGCCUAGUGUUCUCCAUCAUCGGCAUUGCCAUGGCGCUCAAGAUGGUCGGUGGCGUGAGCAUGGCCACCAACCACGCCAAGCUGGGCGUUACCACGCUGGUCCUGUUCUUUGUGUCCAUCAUCCUGGGUUCGACGUCGCACUUUAUGUGGAAGCCAACGCGCACUUCCACGCCCAUCUUCCCAGACAUCAUCCAUUGGAUUGGCGGUCGCCUGACCCUAGUAUUUGGAUUCGUUACCAUCAUCCUGGGCAUGGUCCUUGUCCAAGCGCCACAAGGUAUAAUAGUAGUAUUCGGCCUUACCUUUGCAUUCUACAUCAUUAUCUUCCUGUUUAUCGAAUGGUACCAAUGGUACUAUGCCGAUCAUAGUCCACAAUACGAGACACUCAACUAA